GUUUGUUUGGCAGGAAGGAUGAGGGGAUGGGGUGCUAGUUGUAGUUGCACAAGGAGCAAUGUUACUAACUGUCAUUUGUAAAGAUGAUGAUGUGAAAUGCCACUGGGCAGUAAUGACUUACUACAAUUUACAAAGUCAAAACUCCUGUAUGAUGUCUCAUACAUGUACAUGAUUUUCAUCUUCAGUACCACAUUAUCAACAUAAGAUUCAUUUUCAAACUCCACACUAUAUUACAGUCCAGGCAAUAGUAUUACUCAUUAUGAAAUCCAUAACCCAACCACAAUGCCUGGUCAGAAAUCAGUAAAUCAGCAAAGUUGGCCACAAGAUGUGGGUAUUCUUGCCUUGGAGAUAUACUUUCCAGCACAGUAUGUGGAGCAAAAUGAAUUGGAGGAGUUUGAUGGAGUGUCACAAGGAAAAUACACCAUAGGUCUUGGACAGCAGAAAAUGGGAUUUUGCUCCGACAGGGAGGAUAUUAAUUCAUUAUGUCUGACUGUAGUACAGCGCCUCAUGGAGAGAAACCAGGUUUCAUAUCAAGAUGUAGGCAGACUUGAAGUGGGGACGGAGACUGUCAUAGACAAGUCUAAAAGUGUCAAGACAGUGUUGAUGCAGCUGUUUGAAGACAGCGGGAAUACCAGCAUAGAAGGAGUGGAUACUACUAAUGCAUGCUAUGGAGGCACCUCUGCAUUGUUUAACUCUUUAAAUUGGAUAGAAUCCAGUGCAUGGGAUGGUCGUUAUGCCAUAGUAGUAGCUGGGGAUAUAGCAGUCUAUGCUACAGGGAAUGCUCGUUGUACAGGAGGGGCUGGGGCUGUGGCUAUGUUACUGGGAUCUCAUGCACCUCUGGUGUUUGACCGAGGUUUGCGUAGCACGCACAUGCAGCAUGUUUACGACUUCUACAAGCCUGAUAUGUCCUCCGAAUACCCCGUUGUUGAUGGGAAGCUCUCCAUACAGUGUUACCUAGGUGCCCUGGACAGAUGCUAUCAAACUUACUGUCAGAAAGCCGAGGCGUGUUUAAAACAAGAGAACCUUGGCUCCCAUUUUUCUCUAGACAGCAGUGCCUUCUUUGCCUUCCACACACCCUACUGUAAACUGGUUCAGAAGUCACUGGCAAGGCUGAUGCUCAAUGACUUUCUCAGGGACCCAGACGCAGGGGCCAAUCCUAAAUAUUCAGGUUUAGAAGCUGUGAGGGGAGUAAAACUUGAAGAUACUUACUUUGACCGUGAUGUGGAAAAGGCCGUUAUGGUGGCCAGUCAGUCUUCGUAUAAGGAGAAGACAGAACCCACUUUGUCUGUAGCUAAACAGGUUGGCAACAUGUACACCCCUUCUCUUUACGGAGGACUGGCAUCCAUUUUAGGAAGCUACUCCUGCAGUGAGCUAGCAGGCAAGAGGGUGACUCUGUUCUCCUAUGGCUCUGGCCUGGCUUCUUCCAUGUUCUCUCUACACUUCUCAGAAGAUGCCAGUCCAGGAUCCCAGCUAGAAAGGGUGUGUUUGUCCCUCUGUGAUCUCCAGGAAAGACUAGAUUCUAGGAAAAAGAUGCCACCCGCUGAUUUUGAUAAGAUGAUGAAGCUUAGGGAGGAAACUCACCACAAAGCUCCAUACACCCCAGUAGGUGAUGUGGAGGCAUUAUUCUCAGGAACAUGGUAUCUCACAGAGGUAGACAGUAAACAUCGCAGGAAAUAUGAACGCAAAGCUCUAGCACAAGCCACAAGCAUUCCAUCUUCUCCUGUAGCAGCUGCACCCCCAGUGUCUGUAAAAGGGCUUCCCACAGCAUCUGCACAAGCUGUUGCUGCCUCUACAACUUCAAAUUGACAUAAGUUAAAUUUCUAGGAAAAAAGCUCAAAUUAAGACCUUUAUACUUCUUUGCUUACAUUCAUAAUAUAUAAAAAUUCAGUAUUGGUUUUAAUCAAUUUUAGUAUGGAGUUAUAUAACUAAUAUUUUUAUGACAACUUAUGUUUAUGCUCCGUAGGCAAAAUUAGGUUGAUGUAGCAUAUGUGUUGGUGCAUAUAUGUAUAUUACAAUAAUAAUAAAUAUUAAACAGGGGUGGACAGUAAAUUUACUGAUUUUGUGAAGUUUUUAUUCACAGACAUCUCACAUACAUAAUAUGUCAAAAUAGUGAAAAUGCCAAACUAAUUUGUAUUGUUUUGUUUGUUAAGAAUUUUUUUAAGUUUUCCAUUGGUUUUGAUAUUGCUUUGUGAGUCACUUUUGUAUAGCAUUUAAAUAUUAGCGUAUACAAUUAAAUGUGUCACAUCUCUUUUGAGGUCACAUGUUUUUCUUGUGUGUUGAAAUGGAGAAUGUUCAGCAUUUAGAAUAUUUCAGAAUUUCUUAUGUACCAUAGCAUCACUAAGUUGAAACUGACAAGUUUUAAAAACUUUUUAUGUCCGAUUGUAUGCUGAUAAAAACUACUAUAGAGCAGUAAGAGAUGUGAUAGAGCCUCAAUAUGUUCAGUGAUUUUAGCACCUCGUGCAAACUGAUUUGGGGAUUAUUUGUCUAAUUCAAAUGGGGUUUGAAUUAAGUUGCCUGUACGCAUUUAUGCUGAAGUGUAUGUAUGCAACAUUUGUGAUUUCUAAAAUGGAUGGAAAUAAAAUAUUUUUAUUAAAAGAUA
Lingula anatina is the source of this 2599-nucleotide messenger RNA. Its product is annotated as hydroxymethylglutaryl-CoA synthase 1-like. Lineage: Eukaryota; Metazoa; Brachiopoda; Lingulata; Lingulida; Lingulidae. The record is from RefSeq and is a predicted model, not a curated record. Gene Ontology annotation, molecular function: hydroxymethylglutaryl-CoA synthase activity. Gene Ontology annotation, biological process: acetyl-CoA metabolic process.